GUUGUAGUCGGACGUGUUGAUCUAUCCAGUGUGGUUUUGAACAAGGUGAAGACCCAGAAUGUUCAGCUUAGCUCAGGAGAGAAUAUCUCAGCUGAUCUAGUUAUUAGUUGUAUCGGACUCCCUUCUAAUGUCGACUCUAUCAAGAUGCUGGUUCCUAGUGCUGACAAUAUUGACAACAACAGGAUCAAGGUAAACCAGUAUUUACAAGUAGACGGGUUGACUAAUGUAUUUGCUCUGGGUGACUGCUGUAACACUGUAGAAAGAAAGAUGGCGGUGUAUGCUGGAAAACAGGCAGAAUGUGUUGUUGCAAACAUUGUUGCUGAAGCAGCAGGAAAACAGAUGACAGUCUGGUCGUUUGGAUUCAAUGGGAUGCUAGUUCCUAUUGGAUCCAAAACUGGAGUAGGAUACAUCAAUGGAUUCCAUCCUCUAGGAUUCAUGGUUCGACAACUCAAAUCUGAAGAUCUGUUUACUAAAAGAUAUUGGGGAGACUUAGGGGUCAAGAUGCCGGCUUAAAAUUGGGUAAAAACAGAGAGAAUCCAAUAUCCAUGGAUCAAGAUUUUUGGAAAAGGUGAAGAACGUCUCGAAAUGUGAAUGUAUGUUUUCUAUAUUGGGAAAAUGAACUUCAGAUCGAAGGAUAUAGAGUUCAAGAGUUUUGGAUUAAUUAUAAUUCAUUCAAAAGUUUAUACUUUACCCAUAUAUUCAUCUACUAAAAAUGUACAAUACCUUCUUCAAACAUCUAAACUUUUUGAUAGCUUUUCUAAAGUCCCAAACUUAUAUGUGUUCACCAAGAAUGGACUUUUUUACUAUUAAGCUAUAGUAAUUUUUUUCAUUUGUCAAAAAAAUUUUCUUAAACAAAUUUUAGCAUUUUUUCUGAUUAAAUUUUUCUUCCUUUAUUGAAUUGUUCAGCUCAGAUAGCCAGAGAACUAUAUCUGAAUCCUUAUAGAAAUUUUCUUCUCAUUUUCUCCCCAUUUGUUUUAAAAUUAAGAAAAGAAGCUUAUAUUUGACAUCAUUUAUUUUAUAAAAUCUACAAAUAAUUUUACAAUAUAUUUGUUUGUAUGUUGUGGUUGCUAACUCGUUGUUUAAAAGCCCGAAAAGAAUGACUGUCGGAAACUCAAAAACAUUUAUGUUUAUAUAAUUCUACUAAACAUUAUAAUACCUCGCUUUAAAGGGAGAGACCGUUUAGGCUAAGUAGUUGAGCUGAGAGUAUUGUAUAGAGGAUUUAUUUGAGACUUUUUUAACUUUUUUACUGAAUCCUUUUCUCUACAAUACUGCAUUACUCUUAGCUCAACUACCAGUACCGUGUUUAGCCGAUUUCUCCCUUUAAACAAUGCAUAAUAUUCACAAGAAUACUCUAUUUUUUUACUACUUUUAAACCAGUUACAAUUAUGUCGUAUUCUAUGUUAUGCUCGUUUAAGGGCAAAUUAAAUGUUAUUGAUCUAAGUUUUGUUCAAUAUUUUAAUAUUUUAUCAACAUUAUUGUGCAUACUAUGAAAAAUGUUGAAAGGUACAAAAUAUGUUGUUGAUCGAAUUGUUCUAGAAUUCUAGAAAUAUCCGAUUUCUCUUCUCUUAUUAGAUUAUAAGUUUUCGUUUCGAUUCAAUCGUAGUUAACUUUAACUUUUCUUAUACCUAUAUAUUUGCUAUCCAGUGUCACAGACAUUAGAUGUUUUAAACUUUGAAUUCUGUCAGAUCAAAUAACCUAAGUUGGAUAUAUGAAAGGUUUACACCAUUAGGUUUCAAAGAUAUAGGAAUUAGAGAACUUGAGUCAGUGGCAAAGACUGAAAGUUAUUUAGAAAUGUUACUCAAAAUUGAUUUCUACUAUAAACGUCAACAAGAAAAAUAUUUAGAUUUGUAUGGAUAUUGGUAAAAUAAAUACAUUAAAGUUUU
Molecule: messenger RNA, 1883 nt
Organism: Eurytemora carolleeae
Lineage: Eukaryota; Metazoa; Arthropoda; Copepoda; Calanoida; Temoridae
Product: apoptosis-inducing factor 2
Biological process (GO): apoptotic mitochondrial changes; positive regulation of apoptotic process
Cellular component (GO): mitochondrion; cytoplasm
Molecular function (GO): electron-transferring-flavoprotein dehydrogenase activity; flavin adenine dinucleotide binding
Source: RefSeq, a predicted model, not a curated record